Molecule: messenger RNA, 3237 nt
Organism: Ectocarpus sp. CCAP 1310/34
Lineage: Eukaryota; Phaeophyceae; Ectocarpales; Ectocarpaceae
Source: the annotation of a GenBank genome assembly
CGGGAAGACGGAAGAAACUGGCUUCUUGCCGAAGGCCAGCCACGGACAAACAACCCGCCACGAGAAGAUUGUUGUUGGAGCGAGUCGGGGACAGAGAGCUUUGGGAGAGGACACCAACGAGAGCCAGAAGAACGGGAAGGCGGCGAGAACGACGGCACCCCAUCUACCCAGGGAGGAAGGUCACACCCGGAGAGAUUUUUCGCUGUGACGUUUACUGCGGCAGGAUGUUCUCGUGCCGAUUGAUGAAAGUGAACGGUGUUCUUCUGCCCGAGGUCCUGGGGGCAUUGGGGGGAGAGGGGCAGCUGGUCGCAUGGAAGGUGCACCUUAGGCACGGCUCUCAGGAGCAUCGUGCGCAGUUCACCGCCCUUCCCUCGAGCAAGAACAACAGUACGACGCCAAGUUUGUCGGAGCCCCGACGCACAGACCUCGUGACCAUUUCCGGCUCUCCUUCGAAUGAAGAGGUCGAGUUCGAGGACAAGGGGGUAGGAGAGAAGGUGGAAGUCGCGGUCCUCUUCGACUUGAUAGCGAGGGAGAUGCCCAAGCGCCAGCUGUUCCGCCAUUCGAUUGCUUCGAUCGAUCUGGACGCGUUUCGUGCCCAGCCAGAAAAGAGGGUGGAGCUUUGGCUUCCCUUGCAGCCCGUAAAUUCUGGCAACGACCUUCGCGACUACGGAUCGAUACAGAUCUCGAUCAUGUACACCGACGACUGCGUGACUCAAGGGUACAUGUUCGGGCUUUUUUGCGGGCUGACUCUCCCGCGCUUGAGCAUCCAUCCAUCCUGAUGCCCUCUUCUCUAUACAUAUAUCUGUAUGUCUCUGCCGGCGAGAGAGAGCGAGAGGAGCGACGACCCGUUCGACGCGUGGUGUUUUGGCGCUUCCUCUUAACCUUGGCUUGGCGCUCGCUGACAGCCGCGUCACGUGCUGGGGGGCGUUUUCUAUCUUCCGGAGAGAUUGAGUUUAUGUAGCCCACCGUCGCCGAAGGCGGCGGUAGGGCAGUAUAGCGGUGUUCAGAACCAGGAUACUUGGCGGCAGCGUUCGGUUGUUGGGUCGCAGUUGUAGCGCUCCCGGGAUGAAAACAUAGGAUGGGAGGGAAUUCGUAGAUCUCAGCCCUACCCCCUCGCGCGCCCGCCUCUCGUUCGGUCACCCCCCCUCCUCUCCCCGCAACCAACCCUCCCAUCUCAGUUGUCUUUGCAUCGAUACCGCAGAGGUAUAGAGAUGGGGUGGCAUCGGGGGGGGGGAGGGGACACCGACCGCCUGUAAUGUUCCCAGUGGUCGUCAGGCUGUUGGCAGUAGCGUGAGCUGUGGCUGGUUGUUCUUGCUGUGGGCGGGUGUUGUCCUUCGUUUGCUGUUGGAGAGCCGAGGGUCGGCGCCGUAGGAACGCGACAAGCCAACGGCCUACUUCAAAAGGCGCGAGGCACACGCCACCCGAUGGCGAGGUGACUGCUGUGAUGAGCUUUUAAGGGGAUUGUUUCGGCCUGUCGUCGGCGUGGCAGCCGUGAAAAAGGCUCCCCGGCGCCUCGUUUGCCUUACCCUGUCUGAUGUUUACCAUGACAUCCAACAGCCUGUAGUUUGCGACUCUUGCCUGUACACAACGACGGGGGGUGCAGGGCGUCCAUACUCCCUGCCGGUGGUCUGUUUUGCGAAGUCAUUCUGGUUUUGGAUGCCUGAGGAUACCACUAAUUCUAGCCGCAACAUGGCGGUAGUAUGUGGAAGGCUUUUUACGGUACAAGUUGUGACGCGUGUUUUUUACGUAAGUAGGGUUGAUCUUCACCUGCUAUGUACGUCAAUAUAUUCACCUUAUAUGUGUUGGUGGUGUUCUCGUCGAGGGUGGAGGUUGCGGGGGCGCCGACGAAUGCGGAGGAGGAGGUGUCUGGGUGGAUGGGGGUGCGGAGUAUAUCUGCUGGCAGCGUGAGAGAACCCUGUUCUGUCCGUGUUGAGUAUUUAUUAUGUGUGCAGUGGUGUGUGGUAUUCCAUGGGUGUGGAUUGCGGCGGGAUAUUUUCUGGUGUGUGGUCUUGUUCGCGCGCGCGGCUGUGUCCUGUGUGUGGUGCAGUGCAACGUGCGUGUAUUUUACAUUGGCCUGAGACGACCCGUCCACCGGGUGCUGCUUGGUGUUGGCCCGGUUUAGCGUGUGGGCGUGCGUGUCGUUGCGCUCAAGUUCUACCUACAGUCGCCGUCGACCUCUCAUGUGUGGUGGCAGUGGCACAGCUCUAAUCGAACACACGAUCGUUGGUCAACCUUUUUUGCUGGUGGUCCUUCAAGGACUCCCGUUUAGCUGUUUUUUCAUGCGUAGAAGCAAGAAACAGAAACUCUUUGCUGCGUUAUUUCGUUGAAUCACCCGUGUGCUCACACAGGAAAACCGCCGUGACAUAAGAAGCGUUGUUUUGGGUUUGAGCCAAUUUUGUUGUAUUGCGUUGGGCUUUUGGGGGGGCAUGUGCAUCCUCGGCUCUUGCUUAUCUGGUGCUUCAUCAUUAUCUGCUGCCGUUGCUGCUGGGCUUGCACGCAACCCUUUUGGGAGGGGGGGGGGGGGGUGUUGUGUUGGAAAAGAUGCGGGCAUUGGCCGGAGAGAGCGUUUUCGUGACGGUGUCUGCUUUUGUACCGUGUGUUUUCUUCAGUAUUCCCCGCAGAUGAAGUGGCCACGAUUUGAAGGGAUCCGCCCAACCAACACGAAGACUAGUAGUCGGGAUGUUUGACUGUGUUUCGGCAUCAAACUCCCCAUGUUUUUGCUCCGUAAGGUCGAUCGUGGUUUUGAGCCACAAAAGUUACGAAAACAGUUCGGUAGACAGCUGGGUGCAGUGUAGUACGUGUUGUGUAAAAUCCGCAUUUGUUUGUGUGUGGCAGUUUUUGUUUUGAGCCUUGUCUUUUCUUGUCCAAUUGGCUUCUUUCUGUUCGCUGGUCUGAGGGCGGAAGAAAGUUGAAACCAGGCGUGCAUCGGUCUGAGACGUAAGGUCACUGUUGUUAUCUAUCUGACCGCACCCCCGUUACAGGUAGACAAGAACAACCCACAAGAACACGCGAUCGAUGUACAAUAGAAGGUACGAAAAGUAAGGCCUUUUAGUGAAGGCGGGGCAAUCAACUAAAGGGUAAAACGAGGACCCAAAACAGCAGCUGGAGUAGCGGAGUACUACCGGCUUGGGGUGAUCUGCAUCUUCCUCUCGUUAUUGAUGAGCUCGCGCAACCGCAGAGGGAGUAGAUCCAACGGUUAUUUCAGUUCGACUCCUCCGCCGCUCUCUGCUGCGCGAU